Messenger RNA from Lymnaea stagnalis (great pond snail), 5901 nucleotides. Lineage: Eukaryota; Metazoa; Mollusca; Gastropoda; Lymnaeidae. The record is from the annotation of a GenBank genome assembly.
CAAAUGUUGAAAACGUUAUGGAGUGUGCUUGUUAACUAAAGUUAAAGCGACUCAUUUUAGCAUCUUCAAAAUUUACUAUAUGAUAAAAAUUCUCAGUAUUCAAUAUGAUUUAUUUUUAAUUUAAUAGGUUUUUAAAAUUUUAUAUUUAAUUUAAUUUAAACCUUUGUCUUUGCCUUUAUUUAAAUUAACUUUACAGACUUCACUUUACUACUUUACUUAACUUUACAUACUUACUGAUGCUAUACUGAUUAAUGUGUUUUCUUUACUCGGACUUUACUGUACUAUAUUCACUUUACAUUACAGACUUUACUUUUACAAUUUACUGCCUUAGCGUUGCAUUUACUUCUACACUUUUCAGAUUUCACGUCUUUCCUGAACUGUCUUUACAUUGAACAAAAAAUUCGUUUGCAUUCACAUUUAAUAAGGCCCAUUAUUGGCAUUCAUUACAAUCAAAACAAUUAUGAUAUUUUGAUUAUUAAUUAGACCUAUUAGUCUUAAUAAUUAUAAUCUACUGCUACUCAUAACUCAAUAAUCAUCAUUUAUUGAAAAUGAAAAAAUUCUGGCUAAAAAAAUCAUAUGAAUGUCUAUUCUACAAAUAAAUAUUAAAUAGUAGUAUAGUAGUAACUAAAUCAACUAAAUGAUAAUGUAAUAUAUGUGCUAAUGACAAUGAACAUUAGACUAAAUUUUAAUCUUUAAGUUAGAAUGUAGUACCAUUUACUGCCAACCAGUAAGCUGCAAUCAGAAAUCUGAUCUGCUUUGUGUAUGUCAUAAUAUGUGCUGUACUGCACAGAAUAGUCAUACUAAUUUGUCUAUUCUACUUUAAAUGAACUAAUUUAAUGAUUGGGACAACUCAGUCAUUUUCACUUAGUGAGUCUGUAGAGUGUUUAAUAACAUUUUCAGUUCAUUAAGUAAUUCACUGUAACUGUACUAGUGACUGGUCUGGAUGGGCCAAUGCCUAUUGCCUAUAGCCUUAUAGCCUAUCUGAAUUUAUUUUUUUUAAAGACAAUUUAAAAAAUUUCUUGUUCAGUUAUUCUUACUUAGUUAAUUAAUUUUUAAAAAUAGAAAAUUUAUGUUAAACUCCCUUCUUACUGUUAAUUAGGCCUACAUAAUAUAAUGACUUUAAAAGGAAUUUAAUAAAUAAAAAUCCCUAAAAACAAAGUUUUUCAAAUAAAUCCUUGAUAUGCAUUUUUUAUUAUUUAAUUUAUAUGAAAGUUCAAAUGUCCAGCCCGCUUUUACUCUACAGGUUUAUUUCACCAACUAUUUCCGAAAAACAAAAGAAAGUAUGCACCAAAUGCACUUUAAAUAUUUUUUUAAAAAGAAUCUCAUUUAGCUCAGUUUUCUGGAAUUUUUUUGUGUGAAAUCAGUGGCAUCAUAUUUCCUUCAUCUUUCCCUUGAAAAAUAAGAAAAACUGAGUUUUGGGAGUGGGGGUGAAAAUGUGAAAGAACCUGUUGUCAUCAGCAACAAGUGUAUGCCAAGUUCGAGCUUGAUAGGUUGAUGGGAAGUGGGUCAAUUAGCCGUCUCAAGAUUUUGCCACCCCGCCAAAUACAAAAAUGAAGUUAAUAUAAAGAAUUUUUUGUAAAAUUAGAAUCGAUAGUUAAAUAGUAAGGGGCUAUUUAUGCUCACUAAUAGUGAGCUACAGUAAAACUCAACUUCGUUACUUAGUAUUACAGUAAUUAAUUAGUAAUACUAACUUUGUUACAUAAAAAACUAUUCUACACUUGAUUUAAUAUAGUUUUUGUAUUGUUAAUCAAUGUUCAAUACCCGGUUGUCAAAUUGAAAUCAAGGAUGAGUUUUAUUCUUAGUCUCAUAUUAGUUUUACUAGUUUUGUGUGUUUGAAUUAUUUGUUUUUCAUUUUAAUUUUAAAUGAAAAUGGGAUAAUUUAUUCGAAGUAUUUGAAUGACAUUGAAUUAUUAUUUAUCUCUUAUAGGCUUUGUCUUGUAAAUCACAAGUGUUUCAUAUAUUUAGAAAUUGCGAAUAUUAAUUGUUUUAAGGAAACUUUUGAUUAUUCAUGCUAUACUGCUUUUAACCUAUAAAUUCGGCUUAUUACAUUUCAGCAUUUAUGGAUUCUCUCAUGAAUGAUGAAGACAUAAAAUAUAUUUUGGCUCAACAAGAUGGAACCUAAAACACCAAGUUUAUUAAUUCGAAGGCGUUCUGUCCAUUACCUACAACCUCUUCAUAUUCCACCAUAUGAUAAAUCGGAGCCUGUUAGGCAUAUCUCUAUCAGAAAUCUUGAUAUUGUAUACAACAAGCAGUUAGUAAUUGAUGAGGGAUGUGAGCUUUUCAACAAUUUUAUUGUGGAACAAGUUCAGAAAAAUGCAAAAGAAAACCUUCUUGAAGUGUUAACCAUGUAAGUCAAGUUGAAUUAAAUAACCACUAAAAACACAGUUUUUCCUAUAAAUCCUUUAUAAAAUGUAAUAUCGAGCAUGGGGUUUUGGGGGGGGGGGGGGGCCCCUGAAAUUUUACAAAAACAUGCAUACAAGUAACGCACUUUAUAAGAGUCCCAAUUAGUGCUUCCCUCUCCAAAGGCUAGUAACCGCACAUUUUUUUCACACCCCUGCCCUGAACUAUAUUAACAUUUUAAAGACCCAUCUACUUUUACCCGGCAGAUUUAUUUCCAUAUUUCAGAAAAACAAAAGAAAAUUUUAAGUACCAAACACCCUUGCGAUAUUGUUUUGUAUGAUUCUCAUUUAGUGCAGUUAUUUAAAAUUUUCCUUCAUGUGAUCCUUGAAAAACAGGGAAAUCUGAUUAUUUUGAGAUUGGGGUUGAAAAUUAGAAUAUGUUUUCAUUUGAAAAGAGUCUGCCAAGUUUCAGCUCGAUAGGUUGAUGGGAAGUGGGUCAAUUGCCAUCUGAAGAUUUUGCCACUGAGCCAGCCACCUACGAACAAAAGGGAAUUUAUAUAGAGGAUUUAAAACGAAAUGAAAAUGAAACUAUUUGCCUUUAUUUCCAUCACACAGCUUGAACACAGUCCUUCAUUUAAUAUCCUUUAUGCUGUGCUUUCCAAUUAAUUCUGUUUUUAAUGUUAAGGGAGAAUGUGUCACAUGAUGAAUUGAUGGAAAAAGCUAUAAUUGAUUAACUGGGGAUCACUCUUCUAGUGGCUACAUUUGCUUGUUAAUUUAUAUGCUUUGUAAUAGUACUUUAACAUAAAUUUCAUUAACCAAUCGAAAGGCCUUAUGGACAUAAUAACAAUUAAAAAUUUAAAUGUUCAGACUUUGCAUCAAAAUAGUGCAGUAGUACCGGUACUUAUUUUUGGGAUACAGAGAAAAUAUACUCUUACACAACUAAAUAUUACAGUUACAGACUGCACCCCAUUUUUUUUUUUAUUUUAUAGAUGAGUUUAAAAAUAAAAAGUUAUGGGAGUUAAACACCAAAAAUGUGAAGCUCGGUGCAGCUAAAACUAAAUCGAUUAUUUUAUAAGUUUUUGUGUGGAUUUGUAAAACUUAUGAUUUUGAAUAUGUUUAUCUAUAUAUGUUAUACAGGUAUGUAUCUUAUUUCUUCCUAAUUUUGAUCUAAAAUGUUUCAAACAACUUUAUUAUUUGAGAUUAAGCUUAACUCACUUUAUGUUUUUAAAUGGCUUUAUUAAAAUUGAAACUUUAUUUUUGAAACUCACAUUCACCAUUGUUUACGAGGUAAUUUUUAUUAUCAACCUACUCUUGACAAAGUCAAAUAAUUUCAGAAUUCCUCAAGGAUACAAACAUUUAAAAUGGGCGAAGGAUGCAGCAAGUCUCAGAAUAAUGGCCAAUAAAUUGUUAGCAACAUGUGAUAGAAAAAAAAUUAAAGAAGAUGCCACUAAGGUAUGCUUUAAAACUGAAACAAAUUAAUUACAUUAAUAAAAGUGCAUUAAAAAAAAUUCCUUGUUUUUCUUUUAGUUAGUGACAUAAGCAGCAUUUUCUUAGGAAAAAAGAUUUCUCCACCUCCCUUCAAACAGUUCCUAAUUGUUUACCCCCCCCCCACCCCCUAUUUUAGCUACCCCCUCCCCUCUCUCUUUCUUCCCCUCAUUUAUGGUCUCCAUGAAAUAUCCUUUGUGGUCACAAAAAAAACACUAUUCUAGAUCAUACAUUGGCCUAUAAUCUUAAAGCGCAGGUAGUUAAGAUUACCAUAAACUAUGGACUACAUACAUGCAGCCAGAUAUAUUAUUCACAAUAAUGCUGAGAGUUAAUUUUUUUGUGUACUACAGACUUUGGUAAUAGAUUAUUGAAUCCAAUUAAAUUACAAUUUUAAAAUAGUUUUCACUCAAGAAUUAAACAAAACAUUUACUACAACAAUUUUUUUUUUUUCAGAUGGAUGCUGACAUCAGCAAAGACCAGUAUAUAAGAAAAUUAGAAAACUUACUGCAAGAUGGAGAAAUUACUGCAAACAAAAUCUUGCUAUUGUUUUUCUUUUGUUCAGAUGCAGCAGUGCAUGCAUUGCCUUUGAGCUGGGAACGUUUUUCCCAGAUUUUCCAGUGGUCCAUACUUUUCAUAUCUGAACAUGUGUGUCUAUUCGUCUAUGAUACUGGAGGUUGGGUAAGCCACGAAAAUGUUACAAAUAUUUGUUAAAAGGCUACAAUAUGUAAGGAAACAGUACCUUUAUUGAAGUAUUUGAAGUAAGAUUUCUUUAAAUAACUAUUCUUUUGGUCCCUUAGCAUAUAUGAAUAAACAUAUCUUACAAACAUUUGCCAACAUCCUAGUUUUCUUCCUUCCACUUUAAAAAAAAAUAAUUUUUUUAAUUACUUUUAAAUUUUUCACAGAGCAAGGCUUUUCCCGCAUCCAUGAAAACUUCAAACAGUCAAGUGUGGUUAGCCUCAGCAGGAUUUAUUUUUAUUAUUCUAUGUAGUUUUAUACGACGGAAAAAUGUCUGAAUUUUCUCAAAUUUGUUGAUGAAAUAUUUUUGUCAAACUAUAAAAAAUAUUUUGUUAAACUAUUUAUGUGAAUAAUUGUGGCCUAUUUCUACAUAUAUUCUUUACCACCAGUGCUUUGUAAAAAAUCAACUGUUUUAUUAUAUUGUGCUAAACAAUAUUAAAGUAUUACAUCAAGAAAAUGUAUGGUAGGAUCUUCCUGACUGCUUGUAAUACUGUAAUAUUUUGAAAGUGACAUGAGAAUAUAAAGGCCAUAUUUAAACACAGAGAAGAAAAUAGAAUGCAUUUGUAACUUUACACAUAAGUCAUGGGACUUUCAGAUGAUCACCAAAAGAAGAUUUCAUAUUGUUAAUAUUGAAGUGGCAGCUUUUUAGCACUGAGAUAUUAUUAUUAAAAGGCAGCAAUAAUAUACCAGAAAGCAGCAUAAGUUUAUUACUUAUCUUGACUAUGGAGAUUCUUCUUGAUCCUGCUCAACAUGUAUAAUAACUUUGUAUGUCUUCUGUAAUAGUUCUGAAUGUAUCACUUUUCUUAGAUUAUUUACCUGAUUUAAAUGUUCAGCAUUUCUAUGAAAUAUCUGAUGUUAUCACCUCAAAUGGUUUGUCCAAAAUAUGUGAUGUUAUCACCUCAAAUGGUUUGUCCAAAAUAUGGAGGCUAAAAAAAAAAAAUCAUUAAAUAGAUUAUGACAUAGGGAUUUCUACCAGAUGAAUGAAAUCAAUAAUUAAGGAACAACCUUAUUUUAGAUUUAGAGCCAAGACUUCAUAGGUCAGUCUCUAGUUUUGAAAGUUAUUGUCUCUGUCUGGAUUGCUUUCAUCCAAAACCUGUAGGGAAAAGACAUGAGAAAAGCUUUGAAAUCGCUUUUGCUGCAAAUUGAUAUAAAAGAUAACUGGACUAAAAAUUUAAUGUUUUAUAAAUGUUGAAAGACCAGAAAGUAAUUUUCAUUGUGCUUCGUAUUAUUAUUAUAAAUUAGUUAGUAGUAUGAUCUUAAUUUCUUCUGUGAUUUUGGAUGAAACUUAAGAAAUGGGAUAUAUGCAAAAAAGAUUUGAAAAAUAAACAUAACAAACAUAAAA